AUGCCCUAUUCCAGGGCUGUAAGGCAUGCUUUCUCUAUAAGUGAUCGACCGCAUCUAUCGUAUCGCUAUACCAUAUCCUCUGUAGCUAUAGACGUUACCACUUCACGCAUCAUCUCAGUCGAAUCGGGGGCAGCAAGGCUCCAUGACUUCCCUCUCAUUCAAAAUGACCUAGAACCUCGGUCAAGUCAACUGACGUUGUCUUUUACGAAUAAUUACCAGGGAAGCCCAGUCUUUGCCUACUUGUCAGGAAGAGACAGCGCGGGAUCGAUCGUCUUCCUGACGACGAACGGAACCUGGUAUUACCCUGUCUUGUCUUCGGGCGCUGGUCAUCAGAGAGUAGAUCCUCUCGCUAUCUUGCUUCCUUUGAAUGAGUACAGCCCGCAUCUGGACGUAACUAUCCCCGAUUCCCUCAUCUCGGGUCGUGUGUGGGUCGCUACCGGCGAGCUUCCGUUUUACAUCUCGACAAACGACGGAGCCACAGCAAUGCAGCUCAUCGAACCGUCCGUGUAUAACGACGAAGAUCCUUCCGCGGUCGUGAGCUGGGGGUUUCUUGAGCUUACGUAUACGGAAGGGGUUGACGUCUACGCUAAUCUAUCCUUUGUCGACUUCGUCGGCUUUCUUCUAGGUCUAUUCCUUACCUUAGCAGAUGGCACCGUCCAAACGGUAGCCGGCCCCCAUAAAGACGCCGUCUCCGGGAUGUGCAAUGCCUUACGCGUACAAGCCACCCAGGACAACCAUCCAUGGGACGAGCUGUGCGUUGUUGAUCGAGAUUCACAGCCGAUCCGCAUCGUGUCGCCGAGCAAAACAGCCAAUGCUAGCCUCCUCCAAGGGUACUACGCUCAUUACGUCGACCGGGUCUGGGAUAGGUACACCUCCCAAGACCUGUUUAUCAACACGCAAAGCGAUGCAGGUCUGGUGCCGUGCCGUGUCAGUGAGGAGGUGCUGCGCUGCCAAGGUGAUAAUCGUGGCUACAGUCGCCCUAGCGAGGCAGACAUCUGGGGCUGCAGCUCCGGUCCUUUCGCAAUCGCUGAGGAGGAUAACGCGAUCCAUCGCGCCGUCGUGCCCAGAUUAUGUGCCGCAUUUACUAGAUCGACACUCUUGGUCGAUGGAGGCGCCGUGCAGCCGUCGGUCAAUAGUGGCCAAUACUACGCCGAGAGUCCCACCAAUCAUUACAGCCGCCUUGUGCACCAAUUUCUAGCCGACGGGAAGGGGUAUGCGUUCCCGUAUGAUGAUGUGGACGUCGACGGAGCGAACGCUGCCGGGGUGGUGUCCGGAAGCAAUCCGCAGCGGCUUGAGAUUAUUGUCGGCGGAUCAUUAGGGAAUCAACGAAUAUAA
Messenger RNA from Hypoxylon trugodes, 1335 nucleotides. Its product is annotated as glycoside hydrolase family 64 protein. The record is from RefSeq and is a predicted model, not a curated record. The transcript is spliced from 2 exons. Lineage: Eukaryota; Fungi; Ascomycota; Sordariomycetes; Xylariales; Hypoxylaceae. Bases 1 to 1335 code for a protein of 444 amino acids.